AUGUCUAGCAGACUACUGAAAAAGUUUUUAAAAGAGAAAACCAAAGAUGAAAUUAAAAAAAUUAAUGAAGAGGAAGAAGAAGAAACUUCAUCUUUAAAAUUAGCGGAAAGGAAAAAAAAGAAAAAUGCUUUCACUUAUUUAAUGUCAUCAGAAAGUGAUGACAGUGUAAUAAGCCACAAUACAAAUGGUGAUAUAAAUAAUGAUGAAGGGAAAAAGAAUAUUGAAUAUACGAAUUCAACAAGGAAACAAAAAGGAAAUAAAAAAAAUAAUACAUUUGAAAAAAAUAAUACAUUUGAAAAAAAUAAUACAUUUGAAAAAAAUAAUACAUUCGAAAAAAAUAAUACAUUCGAAAAAAAUAAUACAUUUGAAAAAAAUAAUACAUUUGAAAAAAAUAAUACAUUUGAAAAAAAUAAUACAUUCGAAAAAAAUAAUACAUUCGAAAAACGACUUGAUAACGAUUUUGAAACAACCCCAAAUGUGGAAGAGAAAAAAAAGAAAAAGAAAAAGAAAAAAAAAAAAAAAAAUGUGGAUGAUGAAAUAUCCAAUAUAUUAAAUGAAAUAAAUAAAGAAGGGAAAAAAAAUAACAAAGGAAGAAAUAAUUUAAAUAAUCAUAUAUGUAAUCAUCAUCAUACAGAUGAUAAUCAUGUAUAUAACAAAAUUAAUGUUUUACAAGGUGAAGAGAAAAAAUAUUUUAUGAACAAUGCUUUAGAUAAUGACAAAAGUAAGAAUAAAUGUCAUAAUAAAAAUUAUUGUAAUGAUAAUUGUCAUAAUCAUUAUAUUCAUGAUAAUAAUGAAGAGGAAUCCAUGGAGCUUCAACUUUCUACAUGCACACAUGAAAAAUAUGAAUACUGCUUAAAAUUAGAAAAAAACAAUUUCGAUGUUAAUGUAGAAUUAAAAAGAAUAUUUGGUAAAAGUUUUGUUAAAGAAAAUAAGUAUAUUCAGAAAAGCAAAAUAAAAUAUUUGAAGAAUUGGAUAAUUCAAGAUUUUACAACAAAAAUAGUUCAACCACCUUUAUCUAUGAUAUAUAAAGAUAAUCAAUUUAAGAUUGAAAAAAAUAAAUUAUAUUUAGAUGCUGAAAAUUUAUUUUAUUUAUUAUUAGAUACUCAUGAUAUACAAGCAAUGAAUGAAUUACUCAAAAAAUAUCCAUUUCAUGUUGAUACAUUACUUGUACUAGCCGAAUAUUAUAAUGAAACCAGAAACUAUGAAGUUGCUAAUAAAUUUAUUAAAAUGUCUAUUUUAUUGUUACAAAAUAUUUUUCAUAUUAAUUUCAACCCAACCUUUUUAAAUAAAAAUUUUAAUAUUUUUAUUAAUCCAUAUAUAUAUGAUAAUAAAUGUGUAUUCAAAUCUUUGUAUAUGCAUAUGCUAUCAUUAGAAAAUGAAGCUUGUACAAUUACAGCAUUAGAAAUCGCAAAACUUUUAUGUAAAAUAGAUCUAGCAAAUGAUUUAUGUAGUAUAUUAUUAAGAAUCGAUAAUAUUAUUUUGAAAUGUAAUUUAUAUGAUUUCCUUUUAUAUUUCUCCUUUAAUUUUAUAAUACAAAAUAUCCAAUCUGUAAUACCACCUAACACAUAUGAUCAAAUAGUAACCUCCUUAAUGAACCAACAAAAUAAAAUCCCGCCGAAGCACAUCGAAAGCAACCUACUUAAAAAUAACAUGGAUAAUAUAAAUAAUAUUAAUACAGAAAUUCAAGAACAUAAUAUAAAUAACACGAAUGUAGAAUCCAAACAUGAUCAUAAUAUUUCUUCAAAUAAUGAAAUGUCAACAAACAAAAAUCAAUCAUCUACACAAACAAAUAAAAAUUCCUAUAAUUCAAAUAAACAACAAAAUACACAUACAAGUAAUUGUAAUGAAAAUCAUAUAUUAAAAAAUAAUUUGACAUCUUCAUCACAACAUUGUGAUAUUUUUACAUAUGAACAAAACAAACAAUCUAUUAUUAUGGAUGGACAAAACAAACAAUCUAUUAUUAUGGACGGACAAAACGACCAAUCUAUUAUUAUGGAUGGACAAAACAAACCAUCUAUUAUUAUGGAUGGACAAAACAAACAAUCUAUUAUUAUGGAUGGACAAAACAAACCAUCUAUUAUUAUGGAUGAACAAAACAAUAUAUAUAUUUUUAAUAACUAUGAAAUUAGAUUACAUUUCAUACUUCCAAAUUUUGCUUUUGCUAUACCAAUGUCUUUAUAUUUAAAAAUUAAUACUCUUCUUAAUCUUGACGACAUCAAACUUAUUAAAAAGGAUGAUAUAAUUAAUUCUUUCUCAUAUGAAGAAUGUAAAUAUUUGAUUCCACAUUUUAAUAUAAGUUUUAAAUGUUAUAAAUCGAAUCAUCAAAUAAAUUAUACUGGAAAUCAAACAUGUCAAAACAACAUACAUGAUACAAAACAAAAUCAAGAUAAUAACCAAAAUUAUUCACUUUCCUUCUGUGCACAUUUGUUUUUAAUUAGAGCACUCCUACAGUAUCCUUGCUUUUUAAAAACCUUUCUUAAUUAUAAUAAUUUCAAGGCAACAAAAAUUGUAAAACAAACAAUCUAUAAUUAUCUAUUCCAGGAUAUAUUAGCAGCUCCUCCGUUUUCAAAUACCCAACAAUGGAACCAGGAAGAAUAUGAAAUUGUACAAAAAAUUGUAUCGUGCUUUUUAGAAAAAAAUAAUAUUUAUUAUAAAUCAGAAAAAGUUAUAACCUGGUUACAUGUGUGCAGUAGUUUCAUCCACGAGAUGUACAAAGACAAAAAGGUAUCUCAAGAAAUUGACGAGGUAAGAAAAGAGUACUGCCAAAAGAUUGCAUUAUUAGAUAUAAAUAAAUAUAAACAUGUUAGAGUUGGAGAAUUCAAAUCGCACAAUUAUUUACUCCCUGAUUUUUUAAUGGAAAAAAAUAGAUCAUAUACACCAAACGUAACUAACACAGCAUCAGAUUAUUAUAUUUCUUUAAAUAGCAAUUUGUUAAUAGCCUUUUUUCAGAGUUUGCUACCUUGGUAUCAAGUAGAUUAUAAUGGUACAAACUCCAGACCUGUCUAUUUCUCAACGUUAUUAAGAACAACCAUAGAUAAUAUCAAGCAUUUUUUUAAUUGUGAAUAA
Plasmodium reichenowi is the source of this 3066-nucleotide messenger RNA. RefSeq names its product transcription factor 25, putative. Bases 1 to 3066 code for a protein of 1021 amino acids. Lineage: Eukaryota; Apicomplexa; Aconoidasida; Haemosporida; Plasmodiidae. The record is from RefSeq and is a predicted model, not a curated record. Gene Ontology annotation, cellular component: RQC complex. The transcript has 3 exons.